UGCGUUCGCUGUAAGAAAGAACCUGUCUUGAAGUUAAGAAACCAUACAACAUAUUUUCAAAAAUGGCAUUCAAGUUUGUAUUCGCACUCGCUUUCGUCGCCGCGGCCAGCGCUGGCUAUGUACCCGUUGCUCCCGUCUACCAUGCCGCACCAGCCGUCGCCGUGCACGCAGCACCUGUGGCYGUAGCCCAAAAGGUUGUUGUGAAGUCGGCAGAGGAAUACGAUCCUCAUCCUCAAUACAAAUACUCUUAUGGUGUUGAAGACAAAUUGACCGGUGAUGCCAAGAGUCAAGUAGAGGAACGUGAUGGUGAUGUGGUUCGCGGUGAAUACUCCCUCAUCGACGCUGAUGGUUACAAACGUACUGUACACUACACUUCGGAUGACGUGAAUGGUUUCAACGCCGUCGUCAGCCGUGAACCUUUGGUUAAGUCCGUUGCCGUCGCUCCAGUUGUAAAGACAGUUGCUCCAGUUGCCCACUACGCUGCUCCAGUUGCUCACUAUGCCGCUCCAGUCGCUCACUACUCUGCCCCUGCUGUGGUCAAGACCGUUGCCCCAGUUGCUCAUUAUGCUGCACCAGUGGCUCACUACGCCGCUCCUGCCGCUCAUUACUCUGCACCAGCUGCUCAUUAUGCUGCUUACUCAUCUCCAGCUGUCGAGUACCAUCAUUAAUUCAUUUCCACGAUCAUACCUGUUCACCAGAUCAUUGAAACGAUUGAUAAUAUCCUUAAAUUAGUAAAAUGUUUUUCAUGUAUAUAUUCAGUAU
Molecule: messenger RNA, 762 nt
Organism: Bactrocera latifrons
Lineage: Eukaryota; Metazoa; Arthropoda; Insecta; Diptera; Tephritidae
Product: larval cuticle protein A2B-like
Exons: 3
Coding region: 63-668 (201 amino acids)
Cellular component (GO): extracellular matrix
Source: RefSeq, a predicted model, not a curated record